Molecule: messenger RNA, 483 nt
Organism: Aegilops tauschii subsp. strangulata
Lineage: Eukaryota; Viridiplantae; Streptophyta; Magnoliopsida; Poales; Poaceae
Source: RefSeq, a predicted model, not a curated record
AUGGAGGCAUACCUAGUGGAGGUACACAAAAUCGAGAAGCAAUUCUUGGGUCUGGAACUGCACCACGUGCCACGUGGCACGAACAAGGAAGCGGACGACAUCGCCAACAGGGCGUCCCGGCGCCUGGCUCAGGAGCCUGGCGUCUUCGAGGAGCGGCUCUUCAAGCCCUCAGCAGCCCCUCCUAUUGUGGGCCCAACAUCGCCCCAGGUGGAGCUCCCCCCAGUGCCCCUCUCAGGAGCCCCCGCUUGCGGCCCGACCUCGGGAGCGCGUCUGUUCCGUGCGCUCGAGCCUCAAGAGGGGUGCUGGACCGAAGAGUUCAAGGCGUACCUGCUUCAGGGAACCCUGCCGGAGAAGGAGGAAGACGCGGAGCGCGUGGCUCGGCAGGCCACUGCCUACUGCAUUCAGGAUGGUGAGCUCUACCGAAACGACCAAACGAUGUUUCCUUAUGAUGCAUCUCCAGUGAGCAGGGGUGUGAGCUAUUAA